AUGUCCCCGAAGAAAAAGCCGCAAGAGAGCACCUUGUAUAAGAGACUAAAAAUAACCUUCAAAAUAAAACGUAAAAUCAUUGAAAAACAAAAACGAGGUGUGAGCGUGGCUGAUUUAGCACGCACAUACAAUCGGUCUACAUCAACCAUUUGCACCAUUCUCAAGAACAAGGGCAAGAUUAUGGAGGUAGAUGCUUCAAAGGGAGUGACAAGAAUAUCUACGCAAAGGUUACGUAUUCUCGACGAUGUUGAAAGGUUGCUGCUCAUAUGGAUAAACGAAAAGCAAUUGCAAGGCGACACAAUUAACGAAAGCAUAAUUUGUGAGAAGGCGAAAGUGAUUUUCGCCGACCUCGUUAAGAAGACGCCAGGAUCAUCAACGGCCAGAGAAGAAGUACAAUUUAAGGCAAGUCGUGGGUGGUUUGAGAAGUUUAAGAGAAGAACAGGUAUCCACAGCGUUGUGACGCACGGCGAAGCAGCAAGCUCCGACACAAAGGCAGCAGAGAACUUCAUCGCCGACUUCAAGAAGCUCGUAGAUUCUGAGGGUUAUUUGCCGCAACAAGUUUUUAAUUGUGACGAGACGGGUCUCUUCUGGAAAAAGAUGCCGAAGCGAACAUAUAUAACAGCAGAAGAGAAGCCAAUGAAAGACCGCCUCACGCUGCUAUUUUGUGCCAAUGCAAGCGGUGAUUUGAAAAUUAAACCGCUACUUAUAUACCAUUCAGAAACUCCACGAGCAUUCAAGAAGUGUAAAGUUCAGAGGAGCAAGCUAAAUGUGAUGUGGAGAUCCAACAAGAAGGCUUGGGUGACACGCGACAUUUUUACUGAUUGGAUUAAUGAAGUGUUUGGUCCUUCUGUGAAAAAAUAUUUGCUUGAGAUGAAUCUUCCACUCCAUGUCUUGCUUGUUAUGGACAACGCACCUGCUCAUCCUCCAAGCCUACAAAAUGAUCUCCUUGAAGAAUACAAUUUCAUCAAGAUCCAGUUUCUGCCUCCCAACACAACUCCGUUACUCUAG
This is a messenger RNA of Colletes gigas, 1008 nucleotides long. Its product is annotated as tigger transposable element-derived protein 1-like. The transcript has a single exon. Gene Ontology annotation, molecular function: DNA binding. The record is from RefSeq and is a predicted model, not a curated record. Lineage: Eukaryota; Metazoa; Arthropoda; Insecta; Hymenoptera; Colletidae. Bases 1 to 1008 code for a protein of 335 amino acids. Gene Ontology annotation, cellular component: nucleus.